Molecule: messenger RNA, 1299 nt
Organism: Chara braunii
Lineage: Eukaryota; Viridiplantae; Streptophyta; Charophyceae; Charales; Characeae
Source: the annotation of a GenBank genome assembly
UUUGAUGUUGGGACGUGCUCGAGUUUUCGCUCGCCCCAUCUUGUGUGCGCUGAGUGUCUUGAGUGGACGUCUGUUCCAUUGCUUCGCGUGUUUCAGGGAAUGACUACUCAUGGAGAACCGCACUCCGCUCGUGGUCCUGCCCCGCAUGGGGAGGAGCCUCGAAGGACGACGUCGACACCGGUCAUGGGCAAGAGCGGGGGGGGGGUCGGCGGGGAGGAACAACGAGGGACUCUCAACUUGUGGUGUGACUACAGCAAGCGUGUCCGGUAUAUGGACUGGGCCUGCCAGGACGCCUCGGAACCGUUGAAACCACGAUGCGGGCCGAUCGUCUACGUCGCCAAUUGCGGUGAUAUGAUUCGUCUCGCCGGGUCCGUCCUUGAGUGGGCCGACGUAGGCGACGAUAUUUUUAAGUUCACUUUGCGGAAGCUUUACAGAAGUGAUGGUUCUAUCGAUGAGCUAGCAAAAGGGUGCAAGUUCGCUGGGAGGUUAUUCGGGGGCUACGGCGCGGGUGCGAUGGCUUUGCCCUGCUUCGUCCCUUUGUCGCUAGGUCACGACGAAGCCGUUCACGUGCAAGACUUUCUCGAGGUUUGGGCGAGUUCUCCGCAUUUUGGACAUGGCAUGGACGUGGACCCUGGGACAUCGAUAAGUCGCAGGCGCCUUAUCGAUAAGUCGCGGGCUUUGCCAUGUCUUCCCACGAGGCGUCCGGCAGUGGGCAUGUCGGACGACUCAGGGGACGAACGUGCGCGGGCGCCUUUAAAACUGGGCUUGCAGGGAUCUCGACGCCAAGGUUUGCUUGGGGAGUCGCCGAUUCGGGUGUCCCUUGGAGGCGGCCUCGGCGAACGGUUGGAGAAGGCCUCGGGAUCGCGGUCUCCCAAACGCCUCGUGGCAAGAGUCGGUGCGUUCAUUAAUAGCAGAGAAGUGGCAGAGUUGACGGCGAUAUAUCGACCGGGUGCCUCGCGGGUUCGAGAGGUCCGUGGAGCUGCCAAUACGACUCGGUCGGUCCGCCCUGCUCCUGCACAUCUGCAGACGGAGGCGAGUCAACGUGGAGAAGCAGGUGGGAACGUCGCUGGUGAAGAAGAGGUACUCGAGUUGGGGGCGACUCGUGAGAGCUCGCCUGUGACGAGUCGGUCGGGAGGUAAGCGCAACUUGCCACUUGACGAAGGGCGGAAGGGAUUGUCUGCUCUGAAAAGGCAAAGAAAGCAAGGAGGGAGUGCUCGGACGCCAAUGACAGAAGAGUGAGGUUCCGUUGAUAAGAGGAAAAGAGUUGGAGAUGGGGAUGAUACGCCCAAUGAUUCGUCG